GUACAACGCUUAAAAUAAUAAAACACUUGAACUAUAGAUUGACUAAACAUUGUUUUGUGUCUGAUGAAUACCGAGACAGUGUGAUAGACAUAGCGAUCAGUUUCAGUGCCGGACAUACGGUGAUAGAGCGGUGUAGCAAACGAUUUCAAUAAAAAUGGACAAAUGGGUAGGAAAAGUCGCUAUAGUUACGGGUGCGUCGUCUGGGAUUGGAGCAGCUACGUGUAAGCAACUGGUUGACAGUGGGAUGAUCGUCAUCGGAUUUGCCAGAAGAGAAAACAGACUAGAAGAAUUACGAGAAACGCUGACUGGAAAAUUGGGCCAAUUUCAUUACUACAGAGUCGAUUUGUGUUCGGAACAAAAUAUCCGAGAAGCUUUUGCGUGGGUAAAAGUCACAUUUAAAUCAGUCGACGUAUUAGUAAACAACGCUGGAGUUUGGAAAAAUAGUGACGUUUUAGGAAACCCACAAGACUGGAAACUGAUGUUCGACACUAACGUAUUAGGACCGAGCAUUUGUAGUAAAGAAGCCGUGAAAGUCAUGAAGGAGUUGAAAACCAACGGUCAUAUAAUAAAUAUAAACAGUGAUAUGGGCCAUUAUUCACCUACGUUAAUGGCCAAUAUGUCUGUCUACAGUGCGACAAAGUUUAGUAGCGUUUCAAUAACUGAAAGUUUACGAGAACUGCUAGCCUUACAAAUGUUACCAAUCAGAGUCACUAGUAUCAGUCCGGGAUUAGUGGAUACUGAAAUGGCUGAUGAUAUGACCGAUGUACCAAUACUGAAACCCUCAAAUAUAGCUGAUGCAAUUGUAUAUGUUUUGGCCACACCACAAUAUGUUAAUAUUUCUGAAAUUCUUAUUCGACCAACAAGUGAGACAAUGUUACCAUUUAUUAAGGAUGCGUUUAAAGAAUUAAAUAUUAAUUUGUAAUUGUAUACGUUAUUUUAUUCGCUUAUUAAUAUCUUUAAUGUACUAUGUACUUACACGAAUUUACUUAACGUAUUUUAAUAUACAACGUAUUUGGUGUAUUUUUAUAAUUUUGGAAAAGUGUG
Melanaphis sacchari is the source of this 1044-nucleotide messenger RNA. Its product is annotated as farnesol dehydrogenase-like. The transcript has 7 exons. Bases 155 to 922 code for a protein of 255 amino acids. The record is from RefSeq and is a predicted model, not a curated record. NCBI's taxonomy places the organism in Eukaryota, Metazoa, Arthropoda, Insecta, Hemiptera, Aphididae.